Messenger RNA from Drosophila sulfurigaster albostrigata, 696 nucleotides. RefSeq names its product speckle-type POZ protein-like. The transcript has 3 exons. Bases 184 to 696 code for a protein of 170 amino acids. Gene Ontology annotation, biological process: neurogenesis. NCBI's taxonomy places the organism in Eukaryota, Metazoa, Arthropoda, Insecta, Diptera, Drosophilidae. Gene Ontology annotation, cellular component: cytosol. The record is from RefSeq and is a predicted model, not a curated record. Gene Ontology annotation, molecular function: protein binding.
AUUGAGCUCAUUCAUAUUGGAGCUCAGUCGUGCUUUUGUGUAUAUAAGAAGAGAGCAAAUUUGUUUCAAUUUUAUUUGCUGAUAUUUUGUAGUCUGAUUCAUUCAUAUUUUCAAUCUCGAAAGCGCUGAACAUCAAUUUUUCUUCAUAGAUUUUGUGUUCUGAAGAAAAUAAAAACUAAAACUAUGAAUUGGCUUGGAAAAUCGUUGACUGCAAUUCUGGAUUCUGAGCGCAACACCGAUUGUAAAUUUAUCAUCGAUGAUAAUGUUUAUUUAGGCCAUAAAUUGAUCUUCUCGUGUGCGUCGGAAGUUUUUGAGCGCAUGUGCUAUGGAAACUUUAUCGAGGGAACGACUGGAGAGAUUAAGCUAACAGACGUGGAGCCCGAAACUUUCGUAAUGUUUCGAAAUUUUAUCUAUAGCGGCGACUCGCAGAUACAUUGUAAUGACGUAGCACAAAUUAUAAAGCUACUCGAAUUCGGACAUAAAUAUCUUGUGAGCAGCAUUACGGACGCCUGCAUUGAGAAGUUGAAAAAUCGUUUAGAUCAAUGCAACAUUAUCGAACUUCUUGCCAUAUUUCAGUGCUCGCACGAACUUCAGAAUUUCUAUAAUGGACCCGGCAAAUCAAAGCUCAUCGAUUUUAAACGAAAGUGCAAGCUAAUGUAUUAUAUUGCAAAAGCCCGGAAUGUUAAUUUGGACUAA